Molecule: messenger RNA, 855 nt
Organism: Melampsora larici-populina 98AG31
Lineage: Eukaryota; Fungi; Basidiomycota; Pucciniomycetes; Pucciniales; Melampsoraceae
Exons: 2
Coding region: 1-855 (284 amino acids)
Source: RefSeq, a predicted model, not a curated record
AUGUCUUCUGAAAAUAAAUCAACUCAAGAAACAACUACGACUAUUACGCUCACGGCACAAGACAUCACGGAAGCCAGAGAGAACCUAGCAGACAAAAUCAAAUUCGAACAUCUAACUGCGAACAGAUCAAACUUCAUCGAAUGGAAGAAGAAUACCACGCGUGCAAUCAAAGCUCUGAUCGGCAUCAAAAACUACUGGGACGAGACUCUGCCUAUAACCACUUACAUAGACAGAAAGCGAGACGGACUGGCUGCGAGCAUCAUCAACAACACCAUUCACAACACCUUGAAGAAUGUUACCGAUGACGCGGACAGUGCUUAUGAUGCUAUGAACUACUUACAAAAUCAUUUUAGGAAAGGAGGACGGACAACACAAUUCUCUCUUUUCAAUCGACUCAUGCACUUAAGAUUAGAUCUCAACAAAACAGAAAUGAUAACUCACAUGUCACAUGUAGAUGCGAUCGUGUCUGAACUUGAAUCAACUGGAUUUGUAUGGAGCUCUGAAUCAGUUCGUGGAUUAUUUUAUCAAAUAGUUAUGCCUCCAGAUAUGACGAAAGAAAUCAACAAAGAACUUGAUAACAAAUACGACAAGAGAGAUCCUACUUACAAAUUAAAAGACAUCAAAUCUGCGAUUCAAAUUUAUUUGGCAAGAGAGAAGACAGCCUCUGAGACAAUCACGAUAAGCAAUCUUAGUACUCAACUUGAAGCGAUGGCAUUCAACUCGAACAACCAAGAACGUCCCAACCAAAGCAGACAAUUCACACCGAAUCGAUCUUUUCAAUCAGCGCAACACACUCCUACUCAAUAUCGAUCCAAUGAGAUGGACGAGAGGUCCACCUGCAUGGUCGAAAAAUGA